GGACCCAGUCUUCCCGGAGAGGAUCGCUGCCCGGACGCCACACAGGAGGACACCGCGGCCGCACUCUCAUUGGUUCCAGGAAGCCGGAAGUGCGUGCGUCUGGCGGAAGUGCUCUUCCUGUGCGGUCCGCCCGGCCGGGCCCUCAGCUAGCUCCACCCCCAGGUGGUUUGAACUCUGAACCUAUUGUCCUGAUGAAGUUUCGAUUUCUUCAAGUUGAUGACAUUUGGAACUUCAAGAAUUGGAGGUUUAUGCAAUUUGAGACCGUCAGAACGGUGAGGUGCUCAGCCUUAACAGCCAGAGAAUAAAAUGGCUUCCAGAGGAAAGAUGGAGACAAGCAAAUUAAAGCAGAAUUUAGAAGAGCAGUUGGAUAGACUAAUGCAGCAAUUACAAGAUCUGGAAGAAUGCAGAGAAGAACUUGAUACAGAUGAAUAUGAAGAAACCAAAAAGGAAACUCUGGAGCAACUAAGUGAAUUCAAUGAUUCACUGAAGAAGAUCAUGUCUGGAAAUAUGACUCUGGUAGAUGAACUGAGUGGAAUGCAGCUGGCUAUUCAGGCAGCUAUCAGCCAGGCCUUUAAAACUCCAGAGGUCAUCAGAUUGUUUGCAAAGAAACAACCAGGUCAGCUUCGGACAAGAUUAGCAGAGAUGGAUAGAGAUCUGAUGGUAGGAAAGCUGGAGAGAGACCUGUACACUCAACAGAAAGUAGAGAUACUAACAGCUCUCAGAAAACUUGGAGAGAAGCUGACUACAGAUGAUGAGGCCUUCUUAUCAGCAAAUGCAGGGGCCAUACUCAGCCAGUUUGAGAAAGUCUCCACUGACCUUGGCUCUGGAGACAAAGUUCUUGCCCUAGCAAGUUUUGAGGUUGAAAAAGCAAAAAAAUGACAGUGUGGAAGCUUCUGAUAUUGAUCACACUCUUACUGUAAAUAGUGUUUUUUCUUCUGAGGAUUUUGAGUCAUUGCAAAAAAAGAGAGUCUCAAAAUGCAUUAAUAUCCCAAGAACUGGUGACAUGGAAACAUACUAUGGCUUCUGUUUAUACUCUUCAUCAUUCUACUUUGUAUAGGGCUUCCUGCUUGAGUGACCCUGGACUUGUUGGGACAUUGGGACCCACUGAACUUUAUUCAUUAUGAUUUGUCUGUUUAAGACAGAACAGAAAAUGAACUUCUUAUUUUUUUUUUAAGGGUCCUUAUUUUUAAGUGCUUAUAGUGAGUGGGAAGAUAUGAGCUAAUGAUUCUUUUCUGUUCAUAACUUAUCUUUAGAAUGAACAUUGCAAUAUCACUAGACUUCAUAUAUAUUCAUAGAAUUCAGAGUCUAAGUGAUCUUAGAAAUCCAUUUUCAUUUUAGAAACUAGGAAAUUGAAACAGUAAGAGCCAAGUAAUUUGUUGAAAGUCACAUUAGAGACUGGGGAUAAGACUUAAGUGUCCUGACUCCCAGUUUAUCACCCAUGAGUUUUAUUUCUUUAUUCUGUACUGUUUUUUAAUUAAAAAAUAAUUGACUUGGGUUGAUGCAAGUCAGUGUCUAUGAAAACUCUAUGUCCCAACCCAAAGUUAGCUGGGCAUUAAGGAUCCAGAUCCCCAGCCUUGCAGUUCCCCAGCCUGAGAGCUCAGCUCAGCAUGAAUGGGGCCCAUUGUAUCCCUGAAUUUCAAACUCAGCACAAUGGGAGCCCUGUUGAGGCUCCUGAAGUAACUUAACCUCCCGUGCUGUGUCACUACGGAAGCAAUAGGAAAUGGCAGCUAUAAACCCUCCCUGUGUAUAACCUCUUGCCAAACUCAGAGGGUGGCAACAGUAAGCUACUAUCAACUCUUCAGUUUUUGGAGAGACACAAAAUAAGUUAGGAGGAAAAGCAAGCUUCUCUCCUGGGUGUCUGAGUCUAGGCAGUAGCAAAUAUAUAGCUGUGUCCCUGUGCAUGUACGUUAGCUUUGGCCAUUUUAUAUGUUUUCAUAUGUUUCUCAGUAGUGUUUCUUUGCACUUUAUACAAAUUAAAAGCAUUUUUAACACUUCUUGUAUACUGUAAACUCUACUAGGUGCUUUGCCAACUGAACAUAUUAAAGGACCUCAGCUACAUUGAUGCCUUAUUUGGAACUUUUAAUGAUUUUUGUUGUUUUUGAGACAGGGUCUCUGUAAUCUUGAACUCCUGUGCUUCAGUGAUCCUGCAUCAGCCUCCUGAGUAGCUGGAACUACAGGCAUGUAUCACCAUGCCUGGCUAAUGUGUUAUUUUUUUAUAUAUAUACUAGUUUAUGACCAUCAAAAAUUCAAUGAAAUUGUGACAAAUUAGAAAAAUUUCUGGCUAUUCAUCUAGAACUUUUUGAUUAUCAUUUCUUUUUUCUGUGCUUUUUAAAUGGAGGUGAAAUUUGUAUAACAUAAAAGUCACCUUUUUUUUUUUUUUUUGUACUAAGGAUUGAACCCAGGAGCACUUAUCACUGAGUAACAUCCCGAGUUCUUUUUAUUUUUUUAUUUUGAGAUGACAGGGUCUUGCUAAAUUGCUUGCCUCACCAAGUUGCUGAAGCUGUCUUUGAACUUGUGAUUCUCCUGCCUCAGCCUCCUGAGUUGCUGGGAUUACAGGCAUGUGCCACAACUCCAUCAUUUGAUAAUGUCCAGUUCAGUGGCAAUUGGCAUGUUUGCAGUCUUGUACGGCCACCACCAUUCUCUAGUUCGGAAGCAUUUUUAUCACCCCCAAAGGAGACCUUCAACCUAGCAAGCAGAUAUCCUCCAUCCCAUCUCCUCCCGGCCCUGCAGCAACCAUUAGCCUGCUCUCUGCUCUAGGGUUUUAUCUCAAACUGUGUAUUCCAUGUAAAUAGAAUCAUAUAAGUGA
Marmota monax (woodchuck) is the source of this 2806-nucleotide messenger RNA. It is a transcript of the gene Lzic, whose product is annotated as leucine zipper and CTNNBIP1 domain containing. The transcript is spliced from 8 exons. Gene Ontology annotation, molecular function: beta-catenin binding. Gene Ontology annotation, biological process: negative regulation of Wnt signaling pathway. The record is from RefSeq and is a predicted model, not a curated record. Gene Ontology annotation, cellular component: cytosol; nucleus; beta-catenin destruction complex. Bases 307 to 879 code for a protein of 190 amino acids. Lineage: Eukaryota; Metazoa; Chordata; Mammalia; Rodentia; Sciuridae.